CCGCUCCGCUGCUCUGCCGCUCCGCAUCGAGUGAGCGGCGGAUCCCGAAGGAACAUCUGUCAAACCGAGGACGCCUGUCGUCAUGGUCACGUUGUCUGACGUAACGCAGUGAACUGCCCUGGAGCCAAUGGAAGCCCUUUCUCCUCCAAGCUUGUCUCCCAGGGCAUUCCAUGUUGACAACAUACGUGGAAAAUAACCACCUCAGCUGUGCUGCUAUUAAAAGAGCUCAAAUCCCAGAGUAUUGCUGCAGCGGGUCGACCCAAUGUCCUGCUGUGCCGAGCCCAGCAGCCUCAGGUCCUCAGGAGGCGGAUCGAAGCAAAACCUGCAGAAGCUGGGAAAGCAUGCUGCGUCUUUUUAAUGACGCCAAACAUCUUCAGAUCACCCAGCAGGACAUGAACCUCGCAUGGGCCACCAGUGCCUUCCUGGUGCCAUGUGUGGUGGUGCUGACCGCCGGGUUCUUCUACCUCUACGGGGCGGUUCUCGCUCUGCUGUCCAAAACAUCUGUGCGCAACAAAGUGGUGAUCAUAACGAACGCUUUGUCGGAACUGGGGAAAGAAUGUGCAGGCGUGUUUCACCGAGGAGGCGCCAGGCUGAUCCUUUGUGGGAAAAGCUGGGAGAAGCUUGAAGAACUUGCGGAUGACUUGACGGAUGGUUCUGAUCCCACGCUCACGUUUCCCCCUAAGCUGGUGCUGCUGGACUUUGGGGACGUGGACGGCACGGCAGAGGCCGUCUCCGAGGUUCUGGAGUGUUACGGCUGCCUGGACAUCCUCAUUUUCAACAGCAGCAUGAAGGUCAAAGCUCCUGCGCAGACCCUGACUCUCGAGACGGACAAACUCCUCAUGGACAACAACUACUUUGGGCCCAUCACGUUGGCUAAAGGUGUGCUGCCCUCCAUGAUCUCCAGGAGAAGCGGUCACCUGAUCCUGGUCAACAGCAUCCAAGGAAAGCUAGCGGUCCCUUUUCGGACGGCAUACGCAGCCUCCAAACACGCAGUUCAGGCUUUCUUCGAUUGUCUGAGAGCAGAGGUGGAGGAGUACGGCAUCUCAGUGAGCACCAUUAACCACACGUUCAUCGGCCGGUCUUCCUCCAACACCAAACCCCCCAAAUCCUUCAUGUCCCCGCUGUUCACCAAAAAGCCUCUUGGUGUUUCUCCGGACGAGGCGACGGCGGAGAUUAUGAAGACGUUGAGUAACAAGAAGAAGGAGGUCCUGAUGGCGCCUUCCCUGCCCAAGCUGGCCGUUUACGCCCGCUCCUUUUUCCCCGGCGUUUUCUUCUCCGUGAUGGCAGCGGGAGUGAACAACUCUGCUGCUUCUGAACAGACGUGAAGCUGCUGCUGCUGCUGAUGAUCAGUGCUGCAGAUAAACACGCUGCAAAGUCGGAAAAGUAGUCUUUUGAAAAGUUCAGACUUGUUUUCUUCAAACAUUUAUCAGGAUUAAGCUUAAUUCCACAUUAGGGUGUAAGUUAGCCUUUUUCCAUUUACUCGUCUUAUUUGUUUAUGUCUACAUAUAAUUAAAUCAUCCAGAUUUCCUUUGUUUUGCACCAGAUCUUCAGGUUUGUUUGCUUUUCUGAGGUACGCCUGAUUUUGCUGGAACUCAUAUUUCUGGUUUUUCGGUUUUGAACUUUGUGUUUAGAUUUUGCAUUUAUGAAUUGCUGUGAUUUGUUGGUUUAUCCCGUGUGUGUGGUGUCCUGCAUUUGGAUCCAAAUAAAGAAGCAGCUUUCAGUUCUAAUGUAAGGACUUUUAAAACUUUGCAUUUAAGUGUGUAUCUUCUAAAUUCAAUAAGGAAACACAAAAAUAAACAUUUGUCAAAAGUA
Molecule: messenger RNA, 1812 nt
Organism: Oryzias latipes (Japanese medaka)
Lineage: Eukaryota; Metazoa; Chordata; Actinopteri; Beloniformes; Adrianichthyidae
Product: dehydrogenase/reductase SDR family member 7C-B
Biological process (GO): intracellular calcium ion homeostasis
Molecular function (GO): oxidoreductase activity, acting on the CH-OH group of donors, NAD or NADP as acceptor
Source: RefSeq, a predicted model, not a curated record